Molecule: messenger RNA, 1874 nt
Organism: Apis cerana (Asiatic honeybee)
Lineage: Eukaryota; Metazoa; Arthropoda; Insecta; Hymenoptera; Apidae
Gene: Kyat
Product: Kynurenine aminotransferase
Biological process (GO): biosynthetic process
Cellular component (GO): cytoplasm; mitochondrion
Molecular function (GO): pyridoxal phosphate binding; L-kynurenine:2-oxoglutarate transaminase activity
Source: RefSeq, a predicted model, not a curated record
ACUACAUAAAUCUAGAUAUUUUUUUAAUACUUUUUAAAUAAACAACUUGUUGCAUAAGUACUCCAUUUUGAUAAAAAUUUCGUAAAAAUGUUAUUAUCAUGCUAAUUUGCAAGUGAUAAAAUUCUUAAUAUAUAUUAUACAUUGAUGUUUAUUAAAGUUAAUUUUUCCACAACUUCUAAAAUAUCAUAUACUUUAUCCACAUUAAAAAAUAUUCAAAAAUCUGUUGUGAUGUCUAAAUUUGAUCUUCCUGAUCGUUUAAAGGGCAAUGAAAAAUCAGUAUGGGUAGAAUAUAUUCAAUUGGCUUUAAAAUAUAAACCUUUAGUAAAUUUAGGACAAGGAUUUCCUGAUUUUCAUGCUCCAGAAAAUGUAACAAAAGCUUUAGCUGCUUCAGCUACAAGUGAAAAUCCUCUUUUGAAUCAAUAUACCAGAGGAUUUGGUCAUCCACGUUUAGUAAAUGUUGUUGCAAAAUUAUAUUCUAAACUAUUAAACCGUACUUUAGAUCCAAAUAAUGAAAUUCUUAUAACUGUUGGUGCUUAUGAAGCAUUAUAUGCUGCAUUACAAGGUCAUACUAAUCCUGGUGAUGAGUGGAUAAUUAUUGAACCUUUUUUUGACUGUUAUGUACCUAUAGUUAAGUGUGCUGGAGGAAUUCCAAGAUUUAUUGCUUUAAAACCGAAACGCACAAAUGGACCUCUUUCUUCUGCAGAUUGGAUAUUUGAUAAAGAAGAAUUAGAAAGUCUUUUCAAUGAAAAAACAAAAGGAAUAAUUGUUAACACUCCACACAAUCCUUUGGGAAAAGUUUUUACAUUAGAUGAAUUACAAUUCAUUGCUAAUUUGGCUAAAAAAUGGAAUACUCUUGUUGUAGCAGAUGAAGUGUAUGAAUGGCUUGUUUAUGAACCAUAUAAACAUAUUAGAAUUGCAACAUUACCUGAUAUGUAUGAGCGUACAAUUACAAUUGGAUCUGCUGGUAAAACAUUCAGUGUCACUGGAUGGAAAUUAGGAUGGGCUUAUGGUCCAGCAAAUUUAUUAUAUAAUUUACAAAUUGUUCAUCAAAAUAGUAUAUACACGUGUAAUACACCAAUUCAAGAGGCUGUAGCUAUUGGAUUCGAACAAGAAUUAGAAAGAUUCGAUCAACCUGAUUGUUAUUUUGUUAGUUUAGCUAAAGAAUUAAUAUCAAAACGAGAUUAUAUGGCUAAAUUUCUUAGCGAUGUAGGAAUGUCUCCAACAAUUCCCGAAGGUGGAUACUUUAUGAUAGCUAAUUGGACAGCUUUACAAGACAAAGUUAAUUUAGAAGAAGAAACGGAUGAGAAUAAAGAUUAUCGUUUUACAAAAUGGAUGACGAAAAACGUUGGUAUUCAAGGAAUUCCGCCAUCCGCUUUUUACAGUUCCGAACAUAAAUAUUUAGGUGAAGAUAAUGUGCGAUACUGUUUUAUAAAAAAAGAUGAAAAUUUGAAGAAAGCAGCUGAAAUUUUAAUGAAAUGGAAAUCUCAAAAAUAGUGUGAAUAGUACUUCUAUUCAUUUUCUUUUGUUUCUUUUUUGGGAUAGAAAACAAUUUUAAUUAGUAAUCAUUACUACAAUUUCAUACCAUAUAUAUCUAAGAUUUUAUUAAAAUUGUUUGUUCAAUUUUAUUAUCAAAUACAAUACAUAACUUUACAUAAGUUUACAUCACGAAUAAAAUUAGUAAAACCAUUGUUAUUUUUUUAUCGUACUAUUAAAUAUUUGUUAUUUAGAAUUAUCUCAUUUAUUAUAUAUCAUAUUUUAUGGAGAGAAAUCAGCACGAAGCCAUCUUUUUGCAUCUUUAGUGUCAGCACCAAAAGUUUUACCAAAUCUAAAUAUAACAUUUAAUAUUUAUAAAUAAAAGGGAAUUUUGAAGCAUA